AUGCAACUUUUCACGAGUAGCAAAGGGAUGGCACUUCGUAACACGUCAGCUGUUGUGGAUGUAGACAGCAUCUGCUGCUCAUCUGAGUCGUGUCACUCAACUGCAGACGUUGACGGUGCCAGAAGUGCCCAAAUUCUGUCGCGCAGCGAGUUGCGUCGUGCAAUACAGGAGCGACCAGAAUGUAGAAUGCAAACUGACGGCGAAGCCAAGGUCCAAACAUCAUUGCGAUCUUUUGAUGAGUCGGUAUUGUUCGAUGGAGAAUGCUUUGAAUCUUUCGGAACUACAGCGGAAGCGAGUUCCACUGGCAGUCGCGGUGAACGGCUUACACAGUGCAUACAUUCCACUACUACCAAACAGCCUUGGCAUUUCAUCGAUGGUAUGCGCGGAAUAGAACUAGUUGAUUCGAAGUGUUACAGAACGCCACAUGGAUUUCAAAAAGAAGCCACAUUUCCUUGUGAAUCUCUUUUCGACUUCAUUCCAACUACAAAUAAUGAAGACAGUGGCUCUGGAUCUCUCAGUACGGCAGUGGGAACACAGGAUACGGUCUUCGCAAGAAGGAGCGGCCCUCUAGAGCGUUUCACCCUCAUGAUUGGAGAGAAUAUUUUGCAAUUCAAAGUUGUGAAAGGAUAUGAGCACAACAGCGAUAGCGACGAACCAUGGAAUUCAGUGUCCGGAUAUAAAUGUUCACUAUGUGGUAAAAUCUUCCCUUCGAAGACUAUGUGGGAGAAGCAUAUCAUUGAAAUCCAUUCCUGUUCGGUUAAAGAACUCCACUGCGAUAUCUGCGGAGCGGUAUUCACUACCAAAGUCAGCUUGGCACUGCAUAUGCGCUUUCAUACAGGUCCGCGCCCCUUUCGCUGUACAAUCUGCACCAAGACUUUUUGUCGUUCGUCCACGUUAGCGCUGCAUAUGAAGAUGCAUGUCACGGGUCAUCGGCAUUUUUGUCAAAUUUGUGGGAGGUGGUUCAAGUCGGGUGUUGCAUUAGCUGAUCAUGAGAACGCAUGCCUAGCUGCUUUGAACGGCGAUUUCAUCAAUGUAAGUCGUCCUUUCCGCUGGCAAUGCUCUUAUUGCGAAAAAAUGUUCCAUCACAGGAGAGACAAGAACAUCCAUGAAAGAGUGCACACUGGUGAAAAACCGUAUACUUGUGGAUAUUGCGGACGAGGCUUCACGCAAUCUCAAACGUUAACAAUACAUAUAAGGACGCACACUGGUGAGAAACCGUACCCGUGCCAUAUAUGCGGGCAAGAAUUUCGAGACAGUUCUGCUCUUCGAAAACACGAAUAUAGGCAUGCAGCAUUGCAAUCGUCAGCCUCUCCCUUAUACGAAGAUUCCACUAUUGAGAUAGACAUGGAAGAGGGCGAACGCCUAUGGAAUGAGAGAAGUUCCUGA
Molecule: messenger RNA, 1386 nt
Organism: Necator americanus (New World hookworm)
Lineage: Eukaryota; Metazoa; Nematoda; Chromadorea; Rhabditida; Ancylostomatidae
Exons: 14
Coding region: 1-1386 (461 amino acids)
Biological process (GO): regulation of transcription by RNA polymerase II
Cellular component (GO): nucleus
Molecular function (GO): DNA-binding transcription factor activity, RNA polymerase II-specific
Source: RefSeq, a predicted model, not a curated record